Molecule: messenger RNA, 639 nt
Organism: Rhipicephalus microplus (southern cattle tick)
Lineage: Eukaryota; Metazoa; Arthropoda; Arachnida; Ixodida; Ixodidae
Product: receptor expression-enhancing protein 5
Source: RefSeq, a predicted model, not a curated record
AUGUUUUCUCGAGCGAACACCAACGCGGACACGGACGCUGCAUCCGAGGAGUCGUCGCGUAGCGCCGCCGAGGCUGAGCCGGAUCCGGACGAGGCGCCGACAGAGACCAGGACGCCCGAGAUGAACCUCGUGUUCCAGGCCGUAAAACGCUUCCACGGCUUCCUCAAGUCUCAGCUGUACGCGGACACCAUCCUGGGCAGGUCCACCGCCGAGCUGGAAGUCGUGUCCAACGUCAGGAGGGACUUCAUGCUGUACGUCUUCCUUCUACUGCUCGUCCUCUCCUUCCUGGUCGGCGUGUUCGGGCGCCACAUGAGCAACGUCAUCUGCGUCCCGUACCCGGCCGCGAUCUCGCUCAUCGCCGUGGACAGCAACGUGAACAAGCGCUACGUGAAGUGGAUCACGUACUGGAUGCUCUUCGGCUUCGUCAACCUGGCCGACAUGACGUGCCCGCUGGUGAGCCGCCUCGUGCCCCAGUACCACCUGUGGCGGACGGUCUUUCUCGUGUGGUGCUUCUGUCCGUACAAGUGGAACGGCUGCAAGCUAGUUCGCGAACGCCUCUACACCGCCAAGAACAUGAGGAUCAUGAGAGUCGUGGCCUACGUCUUCUACGAAGGUACCAGGAUGUUGACGGCAGAGUGA